Gorilla gorilla gorilla (western lowland gorilla) is the source of this 4511-nucleotide messenger RNA. RefSeq names its product family with sequence similarity 222 member B (gene FAM222B). The transcript is spliced from 3 exons. The record is from RefSeq and is a predicted model, not a curated record. Lineage: Eukaryota; Metazoa; Chordata; Mammalia; Primates; Hominidae. The coding region runs from base 527 to 2215 and encodes 562 amino acids.
AGAACAGUUGUAAGUAUGCUAGAAAUACUUUUUUUUCUUUCAAUCAUUUGAGAGUGUUGCUGACCUGAUGCUCCAUCAUCCUUGAAUACUUUAGUAUUUCCUAUAAACAAGGGGCAUUCUCCAACUUUACCACAAUACAACUGUCAAAAUCAGGAAAGUAACAUUGACACAUUACUUCCAUAUAAUUAUCAGAUCCUCUUCAAAUGCUGCUUGUUAUUAUACCAGUUAUAUGCUUUAUAGCAAAAAGGAUCCAGGUCAGAAUCACACAUUGCAUUUAUUUUUCAUGUUGUCUUAGUCUCCUCCAGUCUGGAACAGUUUCUUCAGGCCUUCUUUGAUGUUCAUAACCUUGAUGCUAUUAAGUUAUUUUGUAGAAAGUCCCUCAAUUUGGACUUGUCUGGUGGUUCCUCGUGUUUAAUUUAGGUAACAUAUCUUCAACAGGAAUAUCACAGGAGUGAUGCUAUGUUCUCCACUGCAUGAUUUCAAAAGUGUGAGCCACUGCCCCAUGUUGUGUUGAUGCCAGUCUGCCAUGCUAGCCUGUCUACCAGGGCCAGGUGACCUGUCCUUUCAGCUUCUUUCUCACACGCAGAUGAACACUGGACUUCAGAAAUGGGACACUACACAGAAAAUGAGAACUGCUCACUAUCCUACCCCAGCCGAAUUGGAUGCGUAUGCUAAGAAGGUCGCAAACAACCCACUGACUAUAAAAAUCUUCCCCAACAGUGUGAAGGUUCCCCAGCGGAAACACGUUCGUCGUACUGUGAACGGCCUCGACACAUCAGCCCAGCGCUACAGCCCCUACCCGACACAGGCUGCCACCAAGGCAGGCCUGCUUGCCAUUGUCAAAGUGCCAGCCAAAAGCAUACUCAAGGACUUUGACGGCACCCGAGCCCGGUUGCUCCCUGAGGCCAUCAUGAACCCCCCAGUGGCACCCUAUGCUACUGUGGCACCCAGCACUUUAGCCCACCCCCAGGCCCAGGCUCUGGCCCGCCAGCAGGCCCUGCAGCAUGCACAGACCCUGGCCCAUGCCCCUCCCCAGACGCUGCAGCACCCUCAGGGUAUCCCGCCACCCCAGGCACUGUCCCACCCUCAGAGCCUCCAGCAGCCUCAGGGCCUGGGCCACCCUCAGCCCAUGGCCCAAACCCAGGGCUUGGUCCACCCUCAGGCCCUGGCUCACCAGGGUCUCCAGCAUCCCCACAAUCCCUUGCUGCAUGGAGGCCGGAAGAUGCCAGACUCAGAUGCCCCCCCGAAUGUGACCGUGUCUACCUCAACUAUCCCCCUUUCAAUGGCGGCCACUCUGCAGCACAGCCAGCCCCCGGACCUGAGUAGCAUCGUGCACCAGAUCAACCAGUUUUGCCAGACGAGGGCAGGCAUCAGCACUACCUCAGUGUGUGAGGGCCAGAUCGCCAACCCCAGCCCCAUUAGUCGCAGUCUGCUCAUCAAUGCAAGCACCCGGGUGUCGACCCACAGCGUCCCCACACCAAUGCCUUCAUGUGUGGUCAAUCCCAUGGAGCACACCCACGCGGCCACUGCCGCGUUGCCUGCUGCAGGUCCUGUCAACCUGCCCACAGGCAUCUCUCGCGUCCCCACUGGCUACCCUAGCGACCUCAAGCCAGUCACCUGGAACCAGCACCAGCUGGCCCACCUACAGCAGAUGUGCAGCGAGGCUAGUGGGACGCCAGCCCCUGGCCUGACAGGCAAGCAUGCGGCAGGACGCGAGUUGGCAGGGCCUGGCUUUGUGGGCAAGGCCCCUGCCUACCCGCAGGAACUCUGCCUGGCGCAGUCCUUCCAUCUGAAGCCACCCCUGGAAAAGCCGACCCCAUCCCCACCAGUCAACGGCAUGGCAGCCCCAUUGGCCUACCCCAAUGGUCACUACUUCCAACCCCUGUGGAACAACAUUCUGCCCACUCCCAAUAGCGACAGCUCGGGGUCUCAGGACCUCGCCAUGCCGUUCCACGGUGGGCAGCCCACAGGUGCACCCCUCGACUGUGCGGCAGCUCCCGGGGCCCACUACCGAGCAGGGACCGGGGGCGGUCCAGUGGCAAGCCAGAACAGCUUGAUGCAAACAGUGGAUUACCUAAGUGGGGAUUUCCAACAGGCCUGCUUCCGAGAACAGAGCCUGGCCAUGCUGAGCAAGGCCCACCGAGCCCCUGGCAACCGAGCCCCCGAUCCCACAGAGAGUCGAAGUCUUCAUAUUCAGCACCCAGGGUAUAGAUAGGUAGCCCUGCUGCCCUCCACGUGCAACACAUCAUACAUCACCCUCCUAGGUUUAGUCUUUUAAGUAACUGGAUAGUUUCAAAGUUUCACUGCUCCAGUGUGAUCAUUCUUAGAUGUCUAAGAAAGGGAAUUUGGUGGGAUCUAAGUGGGGACAGAAGGGGUCCUCUCGUCCUCCCCUCCAGCAACUUUUGGUUUUAUGUUAGAAUCUAACCCUAAGCCCAGGCUUUUCUCUCCACUGACUGCCUGUCAGCUAGUCUCUCCACCUUGGCCGUUUCCAGCCAGCUCCCACCCAUCUUUUCUUGAAUCUCUUCCUGUUUCCCUUAGGACGACUGAUGUGUGGGCUGAUGGAAUGCCCUAGUUGAGGUAGUAUAGGUGCUCAGGCCCCUAAUCCAGACUUCUACCUGUUGCUACCCCCCUUCCCCUCCCUCCAGGACUAAGAAGCAAGAUUUCCCAGGUGCUCUGAAAGCUAAUUACUUAUUGAAAGAUCUCAAAUCAAAGCUGACCCAGUCUUCAUAUCCUUCAAGUUCCUUUCCAUUCCUCAAGGCUUUGUUUUGUGUCUAUAUUGAUCCCACAGCCACUGCACUUGCCCUUGCCACUCUUGAUCUCAAGGGCAUCUUGGAAGUAUUUGACCAUUUCUUGAGAUAUGGGGGGAAAAAGUCUUUGUAUUGGCAUCUUGGUUCCAGACUCCCCUUUCCAAACCUAGAAAAAUACAGUGACCUUUGAGCAUACCCAAGAUCCCUUUCUCACUGUUGCCUGUCCCCUAACUCACCUCCCCACAGCCCCUAUCCUUUCCCCCUCAACAAAAACAAAAUCUACCUUACUUGAGGAAUUAGGUAGGUAAGGAAUGAUCACAUUGGAGUUUGGGAUUAAAAACACCAAAAAAAAAAAAAAAAUGCAUUUGGUUCUCUCUACACUGGCUAAGAAUAUUGCUCUACACUGUAAGUUUUAAAUGUUACGUUUCUGUAUGAAUGUAGUGUGGGUUUGAGUAGCAUUGUGUGUGAGUGGCCCCACAGGUACAUUCACCCUCUAGUGCAGCCCCUCAGUUUAAUGAAGGAAAAAAAAAAACAAACACAAAGCCUUAAGCUCUUUGAGUACUUCCUUUACCAGAUGAGCAUGGUUCUAACACCUGGAGCUGGGCCUACAUUGGAAACAGCCCCUCCUGCCCUCUGUCCAUUCUUAGAGCAUACCUUCAUCCACUCCAUGCUCAGCACGUCUCAUCCCAAGCGACAAUUAGUUGGCUAGAAACGCUUUUCUGUAAUUUUAAACUUAGACUGUUUUGUUACAAAUUUUUGCACCAUUCUGUUAAAGAUGCAGAAUUGGGCUUUUUUAUUUUUUACAGAUGAAAUAAGCCCUUACCUUUCCUCUUGUCUCUGGGGAAUGUCAGCUGAUGGUUCUUAUUUAAGGUUUGGCAUUUUGUUCACUAUCCACUACUGUUCGUUAGUCAGAAAUUCUCUAGUGAUCUGAAGCAAUGUGACUGAAGACCAGUUUUAAGUUAUGUGUUGGCAAGUUGCCUUAUAUUUAAAAGGAAAAAGAAAAAGAAAAAAAGCCUGAUUGUGUUAUGCCAAAUGAUAGCAACAUGAAGUCCUAAUUUAUUGUUCCCAAUUGUUUUCCUGCCGUCUGUGAACACUGGUACCUCCCUGUCCUGAUCCCCCAGGAGCACCUGUAGCUUCUGACUCAAUGCCUUCUCCGAAGGUGUUGGCCGCCAUCUCACCCAGGGCCCUCUUCCAGUUCCUGCUUUUCUGAGUCAGAUUUAAAGAGCACCACUGUCUUCCCCCUAUCCCUUGCUUGAUCUCCAAAGCAGAUAUUCUUGCUGUAUUUUUUUUUUUUUCCUCCCCAAUACCUCUCCCUGAAAGGUGAGCUGCUAUUUUAGGAAACUGGACCAGACACCAACUUGGGGGCUUUAAGUCAAACAACCUCAAACCCAUCUCUUCCUGUGUAGGGGUGCAAGCCUCUGAAGCUCUCACUCCCACCCUUAGUCUGCAUGGAAAAUGUACUGUGAUUCCCCCUGCCCCCAACUGCCCUCGCCUUUGGUGUGAGAUGUUCCUUCUUUCGGAGUUCAGCCUGAGUCCCUCUCCCCUCUGCCAGCCAACCCCCAGCCAGCAAUAAGGGUCCAAGCCAGGGCCUCCUCUCCACACUCCCUGUCUCCAUCCUACACUACCCUAGGGAAUACCUGGAUUCCCCAUUCUAUCCACAUACUGUAGCAUUCAUUCUCCAUCUCUCUCACCUCACCUGUGGUGGUUUAUGGUGUGAUGGGGUUUUUAAGAUUAUUAUAAACCAGUAAAAAUAAGAAAACCUCG